ACUUUAUCGCUUUUUUUCGGAGAAUUUAUCGGAGCCUCUCAGACUGACACAGUCGUCUCCUCCCCUUGUAUUAAACCCCGGCCGAUCUCUCUCUGGGCUCUCUCCGGUCAUCUCCUCGAUUUUCGAGCCUUGCGUUGCUCUGUGUUUUGGAUUCGGAUUAGGGAUUAGUGGAAAUUGGGGGAAGAGAUGGAGAAGGAGCUGCUGGAGGUGUUUGAUGACGUCACGAAGGCUGCCGACGCCGCGAAAUCGUGCGAUGGUGGCGCGGAUGAGAGUGAGUGCCUUGAGGCGUUGGACCGCCUCAAGAAUUUCCCCGUCUCUUAUCAGCUCCUCGUCUCUACCCAAGUUGGGAAGCGUCUGAAGAAUCUCACGAAACAUCCUAGGAAGAAAAUCCAGGCUUUUGCGCUUGAGCUGAUGGAGGUCUGGAAACAAAUUGUCAUUGAUGAAACAAUGAAGAACGAUGUGAAGACAAUGAAAAACGAUGUGAAGAAUGGCAGGUUUGAAAGAAAAGAUUCUCUAAAGCGUGAGACUUCGAAUCCCAAUAGUCCCAGGCCUGAGAAGGUUCUGAAAACUGCUGCUGGGAAGGUGGAGAAGGUCCCCAAGGCUGAACAGGGCGACGUUAAGAUGGUUGAUCAUGAUGUUAAAUCGAGCUCGGAGAAAGCAUAUAGUUCUGAAAGUGGGACAACGGAUUGUAAGGUUGAAAAUCAUAUUGUUGUCAAGACUGAGAAAGCUCCGUCAGUGGAUAAUGUCAAGGUUGAAAAGAUAACCAGAGAAGUGAAGAAACCUGUGUCUGGUCCCCCAAAGUUGACAUCUAUACCAAAGUCUAAUGAUCAAGCAAGGGACAGAAUAAGGGGAAUGCUGCAUGAGGCUUUAUCCAAGGUCUCCCAGGAGUCUCUGCAUAAUGAAAAAUUUGCUGAUUCAGUGAAUGUGUGCGACCCUAUCAGAGUUGCUGUUACAGUGGAGUCUGUGCUGUUUGAGAACUGGGGUGGUUCCAAUGGAACCCAGAAGGCGAAGUAUCGAUCACUAAUGUUUAACCUGAAGGACCAGAAGAACCCAGAUUUUCGCAGAAAAGUUCUUCUUGGAGAUAUCAAGGCAGAGAGGCUUGUAGACAUGUCCACAGUUGAAAUGGCAAGUGAUGAGAGGCAAUCAGAGAAUAAAAAGCUUGAGGAAAAGGCACUGUUUGAUUGUGAGGUUGAACGUGCACCAGAAGCUUCAACUGAUCAAUUCAAAUGUGGUCGAUGUGGGAAGCGCAAGACCACCUACUACCAGAUGCAGACGCGGAGUGCCGAUGAACCUAUGACAACAUAUGUAACAUGUGUAAUCUGCAAUAACCGUUGGAAGUUCUGUUAGAGUGAGACUUGUAGGAGCACUGGCCAUUUCGUUGCCAAUCGACUUUGUAAGUUAAAGAGUCUGUAGCUUCUUUCUCACUCUGGUUGUGCACUAGCAUUUAGGGCAGUCUACAAUGGGAAGGUUCCCAUUUCAGUAUUGUCAUAUGUAGGAUUUUUCUUCUUUUUAUCCCUGUUUUAUUAUUCUUCUAGUCUUGUUAGCCAUAAUUUGUUUGGACAAGUUUAAUGAAUUGUUGAACCCUUUA
Molecule: messenger RNA, 1588 nt
Organism: Fragaria vesca subsp. vesca
Lineage: Eukaryota; Viridiplantae; Streptophyta; Magnoliopsida; Rosales; Rosaceae
Exons: 2
Coding region: 187-1347 (386 amino acids)
Biological process (GO): transcription elongation by RNA polymerase II; DNA-templated transcription
Cellular component (GO): nucleus
Molecular function (GO): nucleic acid binding; zinc ion binding
Source: RefSeq, a predicted model, not a curated record